ACGGGUUAAUGAACGUUGCCUUAUUGAAGUACUGUUAUAUAGGUAUACUGUGUGUUUACCUGUACACAAAUCCACGGAUAUAUAACAUCUGAUUACUGACUGACUGGACAGAGCUCGGCUAUAGUCUCUUAUAAGGUGUCUGUUGUUACUGUAUCCAUAAAACAAUCUUCAUUUCAUUCGAACGCCAUUUUAUCUAGAGACGGGGAGAUUAUAACAUACUGAAGGACUAAAGUAAAGAAAAAUCAACAUGGGUCUUAGUUGUUCCGGAAAGGUUGGGAUGCUCUUCCUGAUCAUCAUAAAUAUAAUAUUCAUGUUGCUCGGCCUCGGGUUGCUAAUUCCGGGGAUCCUUGUCCAGGUCAACGUUGACAUUGUCAAUGACAAAGUCAUGCCGCUCCUCAACCAGUUGUCACUAGGCGGUCUGACGUUCGGAAAUGCAGCGAAUGGUCUCUCUGUAACACUAAUUAUACUGGGAGCUUUCAUUUUAUUGGUGGCUGCAUUGGGAGCGUUUGGAGCUUGCUGCAAAAACAGAUGCAUGCUUGUUGUGUAUGCUAUCAUCGUUGCGGUGUUCUGGAUUGCACAAAUUGUCAUUGUCAUCUUGUGGUUUGUCAUGCGUGGUAAGCUGGAAUCCGAAGCCAAGGCUCAGCUUUUGUCACAGUUACAAAAUAACUACAAACAUGAUGAUUUGACGUCACAUGAACUCUCUACUGCCUGGAACUACUUGUCAAUAGAGUUGAAAUGCUGCGGUGUUGAUGCUGUCACUAGUGCUACUAAUGACUAUGAUGGAAGUGUGUGGCAAGCCGGAACUCCAACAGCUCAGAUACCGAAGGCUUGCUGUGGCGCCACUGUCAGCGAUUAUACCACCUAUAGCAACGCAGCCUGCACAGAUACGGUUACAUCCGGGUACUAUGCUACUGGUUGUUACCAAGCAGUCUACGACAAGGUGAUGACAUACAGCAACUGGUUUAUUGGAGUCGGCAUCACCCUUCUGGUUAUAGAGAUUUGUGCUAUCAUCGCCGCUUGCCUGAUUUGUAAACAGGCAGGGGAAAAGGACAUGAUGGUGUAGAUGGUCACGUGGCUGGUAAUAGUCACGUGAUAGGAUACGUGUUAAGAAUUGUUCUGAUCAUCUGCAUGGGUUCAGUAAUAAUGUUAGUAAAGGAAUCAGGAAGAACGGGUAUAAUGGUGUGAUAAUAAGACUAGUUUAGUAUUCUAUUUAUCUUUAUUGCGAGCAUGGAAAUUGCCAUAUUAAUUACUGUAAAAUACUUCUUUCGUUAAUGAAAACUUGUUAAAUUUAUGUUUAUGCUUAAAGCGUACUUUGCCAUUAUGUGUAACAAGUUGUUAAGUUAUUCCUGUCAGGUACUAGAGUUCAGAUAUAUUCACUCGUUCAAGGCAUUGGCGUUGUGUUUAAGACAUUUAUUUAUGAUUAAUUAUCCAUUGUCUGUUAUAUAAUCAAUAGUACCACAAGAUUGUGUUAUUUCUUAAAUUUCACAUUACAAAAACAUUAUUUAUAUAUAUUGUGAUGACGUCACUGUUUAUGACGUCACACUUGUAUUUUGACGUCAUAUCUUGCAAACAUAUGUUUUCAAGGAGUUUGUAUUCAUAUCCAGUUAUCAUUCCUUUGAUUCGAUCUAUUUGUGUAUAUAAUAUCCAAUUUGAUUAUUUUUUUAUUGUUAUUUAAUAUUCGUCCAAAUCAUCGGACAUUUCCUGUUGUGCUUACUAUCCAUACACGGAUUUAUGAAUAAUUGUCAUUUCACGUCCUGAAUUGAUUCACGAAAGUAGUCAUUUUUUGUAUCUAAUGAGUCAGUUUCCGUGCUAUCUAUUGACGGAAAUCAAUGAAGCAAAUAAAUAAAGAUAAAAUGAUUUAUAACUGAUAAUUUGUUUAAGCAAGGAAACAUCGUAACAAUAAUAAUGUAUUUUUAUCGACCACAAACUAGAACACUGACAGUAAAAUGUGGUUUAUUGCAUGUCAUAUAAUGUAAUGUAUAAUUAUAGGAUCGAUAUAAUAAAUAUAGCUCUUCUCAUGUGUUUUCAAAGAUCAUUAUUGACACAUUCAUUGAAAAGUUCUGUCCAGAACCUGUUUCACUAUCAAUAUCUACAAUGAAACUUCAAGAAUGAGCUUCAACAUAACUGACAGAAGGACACAUAAAUAUUAUGGUGUUCUUUCAUUUGCUUUCAAUGAUUACAUAAUACAAUUACAUGAACGACUUUUUGCACAAUAACAAAUAUUUAAAUGCGUUCUUGUAAUUCCAAUAUGAGAUGACACUUACAGUUUAAAGUUAACAAAUACGUUCUAUAUUUAGUUUUGGUUAAGUGUUCCAAUGUCAAAAUAAUCGAAGAAAAAAAAUUUAACAGCACAAAACUUGUCAUGACAAUUAAAGUUCUAUAGAUCCUGUUCAAAAAAAUAGUCACGGAAGAAGGACAUACCUGCUAUGAACAGAUAAGUUUGCAAACAAGAAAACGUGUGUUAUGGUUCAAGUGCUCGUUGUCACGUGUAACGUAUUUAUGUGUUUUAUCUAUGUAAAGUACAUGUAUUGUUGAAUUUGUUAUUCACAGAUAUUGUACUUGUGUGAUAUUGAUUAACAUGUAUUCACAUGUAAAGGAACUUUAAAGCAACACAAAUCUGACUUUUAAUGAAUGGAGUAAAAUAUUUUGGAUUAUUAAGGUGGACCUCUUUCAAACAUUCGAUGGGUAUAUAGCGUACUUGUAAGGAUAAACAACACAAUAAUUUUUCUUUCACUCAGUUUCUUUCAUACUAUGAUGAAUGAAAUUAUAGCUGAACUCGAGAAAAAUGUAGAAUUUCGCAAGCUUUUGUAGUACUCGUUCAUUGGUAUUCGGCCAUGUUUUGUGAACGUAUUUAUUGUGAACAUUUAUUUCGUGGGUGCCAGAGGCAUAGAACAGAUUCGAAAGGGGCAAGAAUAAAUACCAAAAUCAAGUGUUCCAGUUUGUCUCAAACAUUCUGUUUUUCUGUAUUUUACAUGUGUUUGUGAUCUGCCUUAAAUCUCUCUUACAUAGGGUGUGUCCAUUGGUAUUCUAUGCUAUAUUGUUAUCAUUUUAAUGCUGGAUGGUGAAGAAAAAAAUACUUCAUUUUGAACCUGAGGUAUUAGUAUGCAUUGAUGCUUUCAAUGAUGAACUUUCAUAAGUGUGUAAAACAUUUGUAAUGAUAGAAAAUAAAUUUUGAGGAAUUUAUUUUCAUAUACACCAGAUGUAUUUCUGUAAAACCUGUUCUGGUUGACGUAAUAUUCAGGUCAACCUCGUUAUUUAUUAUAUAUUGUAUUUCUUAUCGCAAACUGUACAGGUUUAGAUAUACUUACAGGUUAGAUAUCAUGGCAAUGCAUUCCCUCAUAUGGCUCGCGAUUGUUGUAUUUUUAGAUAAAAACUCGUCAAAUUUAAUUUGCCAAAGCAAUAAAUUCACAAUCAUCAGACUGCAACGGGGUGGAACAACUUUUCGUGUUUUCCUACUGACGCAUAUGCUUCGAUGAAAUUACUAUUUGGUGCCUAAUUCGAUUACUUUAUUCAGAGAAAAUCCCGAUGAAGUUCAAUGUUAGGGGACGACAUUGUUGUAUGGUGUACAAACAUUAUACUUCGAUACUGUUGAUGGCGACCAGAGGAAUCUAGUCUGACUAUGAAUAUCUACUAGAGGCGGGGUAGGGGUAACUAAGGAAACAGACGCCAGAAUACGUCAUUGUUCAAUUAAAUUACUUAAGCGUAUACAAUUGUUCCCAUUGUUGUCUGGUUUUUGUACCGUAAUUGUAAUUAAGUUAAUGAACAUUUGGUUUGUUUUUUCUGUUACACAUGCGCAGUUAACUACUACACAUUGUUAUUGUUAUACACUUGAUACCAUUUUUAUUACUUUUAAUGAACAUACCUGUUGAUGUGAUGAUAAUGACGCUAUUUCAGUUAUGCAGGUAUUUGUCAAAUACUCAUCUUAUUAAAACAAUACCUGUAAUUGUCGAUACAGCCAUAAUGUAGAUUUCACAUCUAAUGUUCUAUUUCUUUAACAUCCCGGAUGCUGUUAAAUAACACAGGUUCUAUUCUAAAAUCAGUGACGCUGCAGAAGGAAUAUAUAUAAUAAUUUCAGGCAUUUUUAUCAAAUAAUCGAAGUGCAUUUUAGAUAAUAAAUUAACGUUGUUUUAGAACUCAUUUUAAUUGUUCUAGCAUUACGUCUUACAUAAUAUCAUAAUUGCUGGCCUGGAUGGAAGCGCGCCGAUAUGCCUCUGAGGGAGGAAACUUGAGUUCCCAACGGAAGUCCACAUUGUCGGACAGACUGGCCGAUAUGCAAUACUUUUCCUUCGUACAAACAAUUAUAUCCACGAGUAGAAAUUGUGUUCCCAGAUGAUAUUUAGUAUUUCAAUGAUUGUAGGGUUUUCCCGAUUUGUAUUUUAAGAAAUCUGAACUGUUUCGUCUACCAGGUGUAGAGAAAGUGUUUUUCUGCGCCACUCUAUUUUCAUGAUUCAGGAAAUGUUUCGAUUUAUUGUAUUUCAGACAUAAAGUACUGUUGCUAGUUA
This is a messenger RNA of Pecten maximus, 4502 nucleotides long. Its product is annotated as tetraspanin-9-like. Gene Ontology annotation, cellular component: membrane. The record is from RefSeq and is a predicted model, not a curated record. The transcript has 9 exons. Bases 248 to 1063 code for a protein of 271 amino acids. Lineage: Eukaryota; Metazoa; Mollusca; Bivalvia; Pectinida; Pectinidae.